AUUCAAUCCCCCAUCAAAAUCAAGAACGAACUGAAAAAAGGAAGAACAAAAAAUGCUGGGUUGUUUCAUGAGCAUCGAUUUUAUGUUUUUGGGUUUGUGAUUGGUUUGUUCAUAGACGGUUUCUCUGCUCUAAACGUGAAUUUCCAAUAAUGCCGAAACCGGAAGCUCCGCUUGGUAAAAACCCUGUUAAAUACUCAAAAAUUUGGAUACCAGGUGAUGGAAGGUGUUUGUUUCGGUCUGUGGUUCAUGGUGCUUAUCAAAGAGCAGGGAAGCCAUGCCCAAGUGAAAGCCUUCAGAGAGAACUUGCAGAUGAGCUCAGAGCUAAAGUUGCAGAUGAAUUCAUUAAGAGACGGGAGAACACUGAAUGGUUUCUUGAAGAUGAUUUUGAGACCUAUGUUGAACAGAUGAGACAACCACACAUUUGGGGUGGUGAGCCUGAGUUGCUCAUGUCCUCACAUGUUCUACGGAUGCCAAUCACAGUUUACAUGCAAGACAAGAACUCUGCUGGCCUCAAGAUCAUAGCUGAGUAUGGUCAAGAAUAUGGUAAAGAUAACCCUAUCCGUGUCCUUUAUAAUGGUUAUGGACACUAUGAUGCAUUGAGAAGUCCAAUUGGUAGCACGCAAUCCAAGCUGUGGAAGUGGAGAUGAACGGAUAGUUGUGAUGGAGCUCAUUGUCAUAUUUAGCCCAUUGUGCCUGUCAAAUGA
Ziziphus jujuba (common jujube) is the source of this 704-nucleotide messenger RNA. Its product is annotated as OVARIAN TUMOR DOMAIN-containing deubiquitinating enzyme 4. Gene Ontology annotation, cellular component: cytosol; nucleus. NCBI's taxonomy places the organism in Eukaryota, Viridiplantae, Streptophyta, Magnoliopsida, Rosales, Rhamnaceae. The transcript is spliced from 6 exons. Bases 150 to 647 code for a protein of 165 amino acids. Gene Ontology annotation, molecular function: cysteine-type deubiquitinase activity. Gene Ontology annotation, biological process: protein deubiquitination; endoplasmic reticulum unfolded protein response. The record is from RefSeq and is a predicted model, not a curated record.